Durusdinium trenchii is the source of this 1932-nucleotide messenger RNA. NCBI's taxonomy places the organism in Eukaryota, Dinophyceae, Suessiales, Symbiodiniaceae. The record is from the annotation of a GenBank genome assembly.
AUGCUGGACCAGUCGAUGGACUCAGAGCCACCUGGCCUGGUCUUGAAGUCCAACGUGAAGGAAGAUGUGGAAGAUGUGAAGGAUGUGAAAAUGGAAGAUUCUAUCACCCUCAAAGGUCGAGACAAGACCUAUUUGGAUGAGCUAGGAGCGCUGGAGGCAGCUGUGAGAGAUGCAGGUACUUCAGACUUCAAGCCAGCUUUUUAUGCCUUGGGCAAAUUUGUCUUGACCAAAUGGAAUGGCGCCCGCAACUUCCUGGAGGAGAUCCUGCCGAUGGGCAGGGCGGCUGAAUUUGUGAGUGAAUUGCACAGCAUGUUUCCAAAGAGUGAUGCCAUUUGCUAUGCGACAGAGCUUCCUGGAAAUGAUUCAGAUGAAUUCAACUUACAUUUGUCGGAUCUGAGCUGGUUUGCAGAUUCUUCAACGAAGCCAGCCCCAUACCUUCACACUUGCCUGCAGCUCUGGGAUGAGAUCACAAUGAAUGGUUUCAUUACAAAAGGUGAUCCACUUCUCUUGUGGAAUGGACCUGAAUGCAGGCGGGACUUUGCUUGGGCGCACUACUUGAAAGGGGCUGCAAGAGGCAUCAAACUGCAUAUCCUGCACCGUGAGCUCUAUGACAGCCUGGCAUCCAUCCGUUGCCGCCGUGGUUCCAUGUCACAUGACUUGAUGAGAGUUGCCUUCACCAAUGCAAAACUCAGUAGCAGGGGGGCCAUCAGAAAGUCUCAUGAUGUGGCAUGCUGGCUUGCAAAGAUUAGCAUGCUUUGUGAGUGGGGAAUGAAGGCUGACAGCGCCAUCAAAUCAUGGAAUAGUGAGGCAACGCGUGAAAGUCAGUUGACAGGACAGAAGAGAGUAGCUUUGCUGGCCUUGCUGCAAGCACCAGCAGGGACAAAGGAACUCCUGCUGGCACACUCCAGCUUCUUUGGAUCUUCAUCAGCGUUCAGUGAGGAGUGCUUUGCAGCCAAAAAUCUAUUCCCGGGCUAUACGCCCAGAUCCAUCCUGGACAAGCAAUGGCGUUCCCGCCUCACGAUGACUGAGGCAGGUUUCUUGCUCUUCUUGCGCUACACAGAUGCCAGUCAUCACCAGAAGUUGGUUCAAACCCGUGGCAAGCUCAGCAAAGAGAGGAUUUCAGAGCUAUGCCAACUUGCCCAGCUAGUGGUGUCGGUUGAGGCAGAGUUGCAGGAGGGAGGGGUGAUCACCAGCAGGGUGACAGAAGCUUUGUUGGCAUGCGAUGGCAAUUUGGAGCUAGAGCUUCAGGUGGCUUUGAGUGAAAAGAGCCCCAAGUGGAAACCUGCUGAUUUGGGCCUAGUCCAGGAAGUUCUCAAAGAGCAUUCCGCUACUUCAGAUGCCAAGUUCUUUGUGGAGAAACGUGUGGUGGCAGCUGGAGAGCUUGAGCGGGAGGAGUUUGACUUGAUGAAGAAGAUGUUUGAGCAUGAUAUCAAAGCCUUUGAGAACUGGAAGGUCCGUUGCCGCGACAGAGAUUCUGCAAUCUACCACGCGUCAUUGCAGCACAAGGUGCAGCGUCAGUCUGAGGCCCAAAAGCAGGCCCAAAGUUUGUUUGAUAUUUCAUCGGGGCAUUGGAUCGCAUCUUUGGAGAUCCUUGGCACAGCCAACGAGGUUUUGCAGCGAGUCAAGGCCGCACUUGGCAAGAUUCAGACAAGCUUUCAACUGCGGCAAGAGGAGAUCUAUGUUCUGGCGGUCUGCAGCUGGAGCUCUCCGAGCUUGGUUAGCUCUGCUGCUCAGAAAGCCCAAGCCACAGCAAUUGGGGCACUUGGCAACGAUGCUGGUUCCAAUGGGCGCGUGAUUGGGUGUGUUUUGGAACCAUGCCAUACAUACAACAAGGGACAACUUUGGAAGCAGGAAGAGUUGCUGCACAAGAUGCUUGUGAACAACCGGCGCAAUAUCGACAAUCGCUUCGUGCUUCCGUUUAUUGAACGGUAA